Messenger RNA from Aspergillus wentii DTO 134E9, 670 nucleotides. RefSeq lists its product as uncharacterized. The transcript has 3 exons. The record is from RefSeq and is a predicted model, not a curated record. Lineage: Eukaryota; Fungi; Ascomycota; Eurotiomycetes; Eurotiales; Aspergillaceae. Bases 104 to 670 code for a protein of 188 amino acids.
GACAUCGAGUAUCAAACCAAAACCUCGUCAGCGAACAUGCGAUGGAAAUGUACUAUAUAAGUCGUGUAAGUAAUCGGUCCUCUUCCUCAUUAUAGCCACCACAAUGGUUCAUCCAACCCAACUGGCUACUGCAGCGAAAGAGCUCUUCCACCGGCUCCAAGCCAUUCCAGAAUUCCAAAGCAUUCGCCUUGUCAUUAUCGGCGGUCUUGCCGCUUGCAGAUACAACCCCGAUCGUGAAACAACCGAUAUCGAUAUUCUGGUUGAUCUUGCGCCUGGAUUUGAUCCACGCCUCAGCGAACUUCCCUCUGGUGCCACUGAGCUCAUCAAACGGGGGCUGUCAGUCUCUUAUCCGGGGGAGUUUUUCCAGCCAGCCGAAGACUUCAAGUUUCGUUGGGCGGAGGACAUUUCAGUUGAUUUUAUACCGUGCGACGUCGCGCCAUACGUCCCGCAGUCGGCAAUGACCAUCGCGGAGACCCGAGAGACUGGCGAGCUGCCAUUUAUUUCGGCGUUAGAUCUGGCCAUUUUUAAAAUACAUAGCUACGGGCUACGAUGGAUUCCCAAGAACCGGGAAUCGGAUGCAAUCGAUGCCGCGGCGCUUGUCCAAUAUGUCAGCCGUGGCCAGGUGAUCCGGCUGUCGGCUGAGCAGCGAGGUCGUGCUUGCUGGUCUUGA